AUGUACGGGUUGCUAUGUGAGAGUCUGCACGACUUCAUUAAAGAAUCCUAUGGGGAUGAUGUCUGGAAACUCGUCCGCGAGAGGGCAGAUGUCAGACUGCAUUCCUUCGUUACACAUCAGGUUUACAGCGAGAGUGUCAUUCCUCGCAUUGCCAAAGCUGCCAGUGGGGUAACAGGAACCCCCUACAAUGAGCUGAUGAACUCUUGGGGUGUUUACUUUCUGGGAUUUGUAGGGAAGUAUGGCUAUGACAGAAUAUUAAAGGUUCUGGGGCGACACGUCAGAGACUUUGUUAACGGGCUGGACAACCUACACGAAUACCUCCGAUUCAGCUACCCGAAAGUCCAACCCCCCACCUUUUUCUGUCAGGAAGAAUCAGCCACUGGAGUUACUCUGCAUUACAGGAGUAAGAGGAAAGGCUACCUGCAUUAUGCCAUGGGCCAGCUGAGGCAGAUGGGAAAGCAGUUCUAUGACACCGACAUCCAUGUGGAGGUUCUGAGUGAGCAGCUUGUGGGAGACUACUCCCAUGUCACCAUGAGGUUGAACUUUGAUAACUCAGCCUACCGGUAUAUCCAGAAGGAAGAUGAAGAGGAACAGGAGAUACUGCCCAUCACUAGUGACUUCUUCUUUGAGGUGUUCCCCUUUAACAUUGUCUUCAGACAGGAUAUGGUUGUUCAUAAUGUAGGCUCAGGCCUGGCCACUGUUUUCCCAGAUUUGGAUGGAAAAAAGAUUAAUGAUGCCUUUCUGCUGGCCCGGCCCUUGGUGGAGUUCACCUGGAACAUGAUUAUUUCACACCCAAACAACCUGUUCGAGAUCAUGUCAAAGGAACCAGUAAAGAGAGAGAGGAACCUGCACAAUCGAGUUCAGAACUCUGAUUACGAGAAUGCUAAUCGAUCUGCUGAUGUUGAUGUGGAGCUUAUGGCAUUUCAGUCAAUUAUUGGAGAUGAUUACAAAGACGGAAACAGCUCGAACGCCAUGGAGAGCUGGGGAGAUGGGAGCCGCUGCUUGAAGCUGAAGGGGCAGAUGAGAUACAUGCCUGAGUGGGAGUCCAUUAUCUUUCUGGGCACACCUGUGAUGGAGAGGUUGAGUGCCAUGUUUAAGACUGGAUUGUACAUAAAUGACCUGAGCAUGCACGACUCCAGCCGAGAUCUUGUUCUAGCAGGAACGCAACAGUCCGAAGAGCUAAAAAGAGCCCUUAUACAGGAGCAAAAAAAGUCCAGUAAAUUGGAGGAGAGCAUGAAGAUGCUGGACUAUGAGAUGAAGAAGACGGAUGAUUUGCUCUACAGAAUGAUCCCCAAGCCAGUUGCCAAGCGGCUACGCAAAGGAGAGCCAGCUGUCAACACUUGUGAGGUGUUUCCAGAUGUGACCAUCCUCUUCAGCGAUGUCGUGGGCUUCACUCGCAUCUGCAGCCACAUUACUCCCAUGCAGGUUGUGUCAAUGCUGAACACCAUGUACACACUCUUCGACACCCUCAGCGAGAAGCACAGGGUCUUCAAGGUAGAGACCAUAGGAGAUGCAUACAUGGUGGUGGCUGGUGCGCCUGAGAAAACCAAGUAUCAUGCCCAUAAUAUCUGUGACAUGGCCCUGGAUAUGGUGCGCUCCAUCGACCACCUGAAGGACCCCUCCACUGGGAACAACAUCCAGAUCCGCGUUGGAAUCCAUUCUGGGAUGGUGGUGGCCGGAGUGGUGGGACACAAGAUGCCACGCUACGGUCUCUAUGGAGACACAGUCCACACAGCCUCUGCCAUGGAGAGUAAUGGGAAGGAAAUGCAUAUCCAGUUAAGCAGUGCCACCUAUGAACACCUCAAGGGAAGUCAUUUUAUUUUUGAGAGGAGAGGCACUAUCACUAUUAAGGGCAAUGUUGAAAUUGAGACUUACUGGCUAAAGGGGAAGAGAGACAAAGAUGGUAAUGCCCAGGCCGCUUGCCCACAGUUUGAAACUCAGACCAUCAGCAAGGCCACCAUCUCCCCCCCAGACUCCCCCAUCGAUGAGGAUGAAUUGGUCUUUCCUUCAGUGGCAGGAGAUGACGAGGAUGAUGUGAAGUCCCUUCGAUCCCAUCGGAUUAAAAUGGAGGUCUCAGGGAACUCACUAGAAGAGUCUAUAGAGGAGUGUGGUGUGGAGGAAACAUCUGUGAGUAAGUCUCACUAUAAGGACUCACUUCUGGAUAAUGGUCUUCAGGAUGUACACCAUGAACUGGACUCCCCAGAGUUCAAUGGGAAAGAUUCUAUCAUCGAAUCUCCUGACUGCUCCUCAGACUCCCGCAGGUCACAGAAGAGUGUCCUGUGCUCUGUGUGUUGAUAAAAGAAACCCUGCACUGUGUCUUUCCUGUUCUAUGGAGUUCAGGUCAAUAAGACCUUCCCCAAAAGAUGAGCUACUAACAUAGGUGGUAUGUAAAACGUUGUAGAAGAGUGGGUUAUUUUUUAAUUACUUAUCUAUGUAUUUUCAUCUGGAAAAUAAUACAUUUUUAUAUAUAUUCAGCUUUUGUUGUUUUCUAACAUAAUCUUUCAUUAAGUUUUUAGUCGGAGACUAGCUGCUAUUUGAACCAAUGUAAUCAUAUGUUGACUUGUUAAAUACUUGUUGCACGUUCUUGGAAAUUAAAGACAAAUUUUGGUCUGAAUACUUUAGAAAAUAAAAAAAAUACCCAAUAUAACAUUCCACUGAUUUGUCACAACAUUAGAUGAAAGUUGUUAUUCAUGUUUUUUGUUUAUUGUUCCAAGAGCCACAUAUUGGUGAAAAAAAGAACUGAAGUGGUUUAUUGAAAAACUAUAAAGCAUUUAACAUAGAUACAGGCAGAGCCCAUACUGUAAAUACUUUGAAGACGGACUUUUUCCCCACAUGUCUUGGUAAUAUCUUUGGCUCUUGACUGAGUUUUGCAAUGUGAAAAGGCUUCUGAUAAUAUUGAUGUGUGGUAAGGGAAAAAGCUUACAGUUAGGA
Molecule: messenger RNA, 2931 nt
Organism: Lepisosteus oculatus (spotted gar)
Lineage: Eukaryota; Metazoa; Chordata; Actinopteri; Semionotiformes; Lepisosteidae
Product: soluble guanylate cyclase 88E-like
Biological process (GO): cGMP biosynthetic process; response to oxygen levels; nitric oxide-cGMP-mediated signaling
Cellular component (GO): guanylate cyclase complex, soluble
Molecular function (GO): heme binding; guanylate cyclase activity
Source: RefSeq, a predicted model, not a curated record